AUGAGCCAACUAAAAGCAUCCGUCGCAGCGGAAUUGCUGGAGAAAUACUUUGGUGCUCCGUACCUCUUCGACCGGGCCAACUCCUUCUUCCGCGAGAAGGUGUCACCGAAAAAUACAGCUGGCCUUGAGGCACCGCCAACCAUCACAUGCGCCAGCUUCCUGCGCUUUGUGAACUGUACCGUUGAUGAGAAGACCAUUGAUUCCUUGUGCGAGGCAGCAGCGUCCAGCUCAGUUGUCGAAGCCCUGAAGGGAGAAAACGGUGAGCGAUGUCUGCGUCGGCGUGGUUUCCUGGACCCCAACGACGACCCCGCUCUUCGAAGCGUUGCGGUGUGGCCACUGCACCGCGCCUCAAAACCGGAGGAGGUGGAAGACUUCUUUCGACCGUAUGGAAAGAUUGAGUACGCCAGAGUCAUGCUGCGGCCCCACGGUGACGCCCAGCCCUACGCCACCUUUGUGGUAUGCUUUGCCACCGUGGAUGAGGCCGCGGCGUGCGCCGCGGCGAAUAUAUCCUUUGGCGAGGCACCCUCAGCGUUAGCACAACACUUUUUGCCGGCCCACCUGCAUGUGGCCCUUAUUGAGGACUAUCGUGCCAAAUCCGAAGAAAAGACCCGGCUUCAGGAGGAGAUGCAGUUGAAGAAAAAUGUUGUGAGGGCGCAGAAGGCGUUGGCGGAGCUGAACGACCAGGGCAUCAGGCGCUUCUUGCGCAAGGGCGUGACACUGAAGGUUGAGGAUGUGCCGCCUGGAACGCCGUGGCAAACAAUAAAAAUGAAGCUUGGAAAUUUGAGCCUCACGAACCCUGCGUUGCGGAGGGGCAUAACUCUCUUGAAGGUGGAGGGGCCCGACGAGGCCGCGCCGUCGAGGCCGUGGCGGGCCUUUGUUAUCUGCCGUGACGAGAAGGUUGCCAAGGAAAUGCUAACGAGCUUCAGCCUGGCAGACGGGGAGUUUGGGAAGCAGCUGCGGGAGGUGUGCCCGACACUGCUGCCGCUGACGGACGCGGAGGAUGAGUACGCGCGACGGAACUUCCCCGAAUGGUGUAGGCCCCGCAUCGAGGCAAAGCGAGCCGAAAACCUGAAGCGUCAGCGCCAGUCUUGA
Molecule: messenger RNA, 1092 nt
Organism: Trypanosoma conorhini
Lineage: Eukaryota; Euglenozoa; Kinetoplastea; Trypanosomatida; Trypanosomatidae
Exons: 1
Coding region: 1-1092 (363 amino acids)
Molecular function (GO): RNA binding
Source: RefSeq, a predicted model, not a curated record